GAGCUGACAAACAGGGGGAGGAAUAUUUUUUGUCUCGUAGACAGAUGAUAAGAGGAAAAGUGGCUUCACAUUAAAAAGUUUAAAAGCUGAUAGUUCUGAAACGUUUUUAAAAAAUCAUUUUCAAAAGUGUUUCCUAAAGUUGCCAAAUUUCCGCUUCCAGUUAGAGAUUUUUUCUGACGCUAUCUUGCAUGUGGCGUUCACCUGGGUCGCUUAUGUCCAGGGCAACCAAACCCUAAAUCAAUUUUUUUUUGUCUGUGGACCUUCAUAAAUGGGGCUUUUUUGAGAUAUUAAAAUAAACUUGUUUAAUUCCUGAAAACAUAGUCAAGAAACGUAUUUUUGCUGCCCCCUACAGGUUGACUCGAGGUAUUACAAUUGAAUUUUGUGAUUGGUCUACGGGUGUAAGUCUUAGGAUUUCUGCAUCAUCAUGCUCUGAAACUCCAGUACAAAAGCAAGAAUCAAUAUUUGAUUCUGUUACUAUAACUCCCCCCUUCUACUCUGCCCUGUUUGGUUACCCUUUAAGCUCACUGAGGGUAGUUAACUUACAGACAAGUAAAGAUGACAAGCAAAUGGAAUCAGGUGACAUGUGGAUGGGGAAAACCCCAAAACCUGGAAAAUGAAGACCUAAAAACAAAAUCCCUAAAACCAAACAAAAAAAGCUGUUAAAAUAGUGCAAACCUCACUAUAAAAAUUAAAAAAUAGUCAGAAGUUUGAGGCAAAUUUGUUUAGAUCUGAAAACUGUUGCAUUUAGCUUAUUUUUUCCAAAAAAAUUCUUAAGUUGAAUGUUUAUUUUAGAUAAUUUAGUUAAAAUACUCUAUAAUAAAAACACGCAAACAAAAACAGCACAAAGGUGAUUCAAUCCUAGAAUUUAAAAAAAAAAUCACCAUUUAUUGAAGUGUCACAGCAAAGCUCUCGAUUUCCCCUCAUAAUAGUCGGAACCUCCGCAGUUUCCUGCUUUCCCUUUAAGCGGCGCGUUUAUGCAACCAGCGCUCACCUGCCGCGUUCAGCACCAAGGACAGCGACCCGGCCAGCGCUCGGCGGACCGACUCCUCCCGCACCCCCGCACGGCGGUCCCUGCGGUCCCUGCGGGCAGGGGGCACGCUCCUCCGGUCAUCACGCGCAGAUGGAGCCGUUUCCUCCCCUAUCACGUUACUGCGGCACCGGUGGUCUCCGCAGCUCUCGGGCUUCCUCGAACGGCAUGGCGGCAGCUCCACGCGCAUGAAAGACGCAGCGGAGCCAGAAAUCUGCAGAAAAUCUGCUCCCACUCCACGCCCUGCCAUCCUCCCCGUUAGCUGCCCGGCACCAUGUCUCCUCCUGCGUCGGCGGCGGCUGCCAGUGAAAGCAGCACGACCACCGUCCUCGAGGAGGACACCAGAGAGGAGCAAAGACCUCUGAAGCAGUCUCUGAGCAAAUCCUUUUGCCGGGAGAGUUUCUGGAAAUGCCUUCUCCUGUCUGUUCUCAUGUACGGCUGUGUGGGGGUGAUGAUCUGGUGCCAUGUCACCAAGGUGACCCGCCUCACCUUUGACAGUGCCUUCAAAGGGAAAUCCAUGAUGUACCACGACAGUCCCUGCUCCGACGGCUACAUCUACAUCCCCCUGGCUCUGCUGGGCAUGCUCUACCUGGUCUACCUGGUGGAGUGCUGGCACUGCCACGUGAAGAACGAGCUGCAGCACAAAGUGGACGUGGAGGGCAUCAGCGAGCGCAUCCAGAGGAUGCAGCAGGCCAAGCCCUGCAUCUGGUGGAAGGCCAUCAGCUACCACUACGUCCGCAGAACCCGACAGGUCACCCGCUACCGCAACGGGGAUGCAUACACCAGCACGCAGGUGUACCACGAGCGUGUCAACACACAUGUAGCGGAGGCGGAGUUCGACUACAGCCACUGCGGGGUCAAAGAUGUUUCCAAACAGCUGCUGGGUCUGGAGAAGUCUCCUCUCACAAAGAUGCGGUUCACUAAGUGCUUUAGUUUUGCCAAUGUGGAGUCGGAGAAUUCGUACCUGACUCAGAGAGCUCGGUUUUUCACUGACAACGAGGGUCUGGACGACUACAUGGAAGCCAGGGAGGGCAUGCACUUGAAAAAUGUUGACCUGAAGGAGUACGUCAUGGUGCUGUCUGACCCCGAGCACCAGCCCUGGUAUCUGUCCCACUACGUCUUCUGGUUUGCUUCUUUCCUCACCUUCUCCUGGCCGCUCCGAGUGUUUACUGAGUACCGCACUGCAUACGUUCACUACCGUGUGGAGAAGCUCUUUGGGCACGACUACAUCCCCGUGACCCCGUGUGACGACAGGCCUUACUGGCGCCGGAUCCCUCGCGUGAACACCAUUGACAGCACUGAGCUGGAAUGGCACAUUCGCUCCAACCAGCAGCUGGUGCCCAGCUACUCUGAAGCGGGCCUGAUGGACUUGGCCCAGUGCCCGUCCGGCUUCAAUGGGCUUCGUCAGAAUUGUGAGCGCUGCCACCGAGCGAUCAGCUGCUCCUCCGUGUUCUCCAGGAGCGCCCUGAGCAUCUGCAACGGCACCAGCCCCCGCAUCCCCUUCAGCGGCAGCCGCUUCUCCUUGGCGCGCCGCUACGGGUCCCAGCGCAGCUGCUUCUGGAGGAGCGGCAGCCUGGACGACCAGGAGAGCCCCAGCGAAAACACCCGCUGCCUGUCCGAGCGCCUCACCACAGACGACGAGGAGCCUCCGGACUAUCAGGACGCUCACUGCUACCCGGUCCUCAUCAUCCACUGCAGUGAGAACUGCCACAAUCACAGAUCCUUCCACAGAAACGGCGCCUGCGUGGAGACUUCUUUAUGACCACAGAAGCUCUGGUAAAAGCGUAGCGUCGCCUCGGUAGCAGGUCGGCACACAGAGCAUGCUCAAAGGUCUGAAAGCCACAUCCACAAACUCAUAAUCGUAGGAAACAACUGCCUGAAUCCUUAAUGUGGGAGUCACCAAAGCAAUAACAGGAACAAAUCCAUGAAAGAGCUUUUGUGGAAAAAUGUGUCUGUCUGGCUUUUGGUGAAACCAAGGAGACUAAGACUGUUACGCUAUACACCAUAACUUUACAGAUCUCAUUGAAACGCUACCGUUACCUCAGAGGAUCUUUGUCGUGACAUCAUCAUCAACAGUGGCUCCACCUCCUGAAGUACAGCAAUAAUGGGAUGUGUCUGGAUUCCCGCACUACUCCUUAAAUGUGCAGAGUUGUCCAGAGGCCUGGAAUUUAACUCAACCUUUAUCUUAAACAGCAAAUAUGGUGUCACCCUUUAGCCGAAGUAAAAAUCUGAUAAAUAUGAACAUUUUAUACAUGUUCUAAUGAUGAAAACGUGAAUAAUUUAUACAAAUGAAAUUUAAAGACUGUUUUUUUUUGGUCAAACCAGGGACGGAGCUAUGAGGGUUAAGGGGGGGCAGCUGCCCCACCAGCAAAAAGCUUUGCCCCCCAAUUUUUAAAGGGGCAUCUGGUCACAUGCAGGCUGGACCAGAAACAAUCUCUAACCGGAAGUGGAAAUUUCCUAAACUUUAGGAAACCCUUUUAAAAAUGAUAUUUUAUAAACUUUUCAGAUCUAUCAGCUUUAAAGCUUUUAAAUGUGAAUAAACUGUAACUGUUUAGCACGGAGGUGUCAAACUCAAUCACACAGGGGGCUAAAAUCCACAACACACCUUAGGGGGCCGAACAAGAUAAACAUCCAUUAAACACACUAAGACUACAUUUAUGGGACUUUUAAAAAGUAGCUUUUUAACAUUACUAUGAAUAAAAAACAGGAAUAUUAUUCCAGAAUAAAUCAACUUAAACUUUAAAUAACUUUCAGUAUUUUA
Messenger RNA from Oryzias melastigma (Indian medaka), 3788 nucleotides. It is a transcript of the gene tmem151bb, whose product is annotated as transmembrane protein 151Bb. The record is from RefSeq and is a predicted model, not a curated record. The transcript is spliced from 2 exons. Bases 1302 to 2789 code for a protein of 495 amino acids. Lineage: Eukaryota; Metazoa; Chordata; Actinopteri; Beloniformes; Adrianichthyidae.